AUGGCUGUUCAGGCUGCCAUCAUGAACUCGCAGUUCUUAAACUUUUGUUUUCCUGGCUCGGUCAUGGAUUAUGAGGUGGAAAGGGGUCUGGAAGGGGGUCUCCUGGGUGAGGUGGACUGCGAGUGUGACUUUAAGGAGACCACUAGAGACCUACUUAGCUUCAUCGACUCGGCUUCCAGCAACAUCAAACUUGCACUGGACAAACCUGUCAAGUCCAAGAGGAAAGUCAACCACCGAAAGUACCUGCAGAAGCAGAUUAAGAGGUGCACGGGAAUCAUCUCGCCAGGGACCACGCCGGUUCAGGAGCCAUGUAAGAGGCAAGGCUCGCCCCAUAACCCAACAAGCAACCUCUCCAGCAAAACGCCUCCCAAGAAGGAUGGGAUACAGGCCAACCUGCAAAGCAAGAGUUUGGCUGCCCUCUUCAACUCGGCGAAGGAUGUACGAGGAGAGAGGGCCAAGAAGCCCCUGCUGCGGCAUCGGAACCUUCCUCCAUCCUUCUUCACGGAGCCGGCCAACAGCUCCAGAGUUACAUCUACUUCUGGCAUGUCGCUCAAAGACCUGGAGCGAGGGACUCUGGAUGCAGCAGAGUUCUUGGAGCUUCUUGGACCUGACUACAGCAACAUUGUCUCGGAGCAGGAUCUAUUCCACACCGCACCUAUCAGGAUUCAACAGGAGGUGACUGUGGGCCCCGAGCCAUAUGACUCCCACCAUUUUGUAAGUGGUGGGUUCUUGUACACUGAGCCUUGGGGCACUUGUAGCAGCACCCCCAAAAAGUCAGGAGACAUGCGGACAGUACCAGUACAGCCAAAUCUUUAUACUCACACAGACCUUUCUGGCAGCGUGCCUGUGGAACAGAGCUCGCCAUGUGCACUUACCUUUUCAAACUUCUUUACAGACUGCUCCGCUCCUUCGGUCUCCUACGAUUUAGUGAACGGAUACAACAGAGGGAGCUUUUCUUCUCUUUAAGCCAGAGAUUUUCUGUGUCUCAGACAUUACAUUGGAACAAAAACACUUAUGCAUCUUUCAGUAUGGUAUUGACAAAGGACGCUACCUACAUGUAAUUGCCUUUUUAAUCCUAAAACAUUUGACUCAAAACCAGCUAAGGAUCCCUUUUAAAACAUUGCUUGAUGGGAUAACAUGCAUACAGUAGCCACCUAUAAAAGGUUUACAAUCUUGAGAAGGUCUUUGCAUCUAAGGACGAACUUUUCACCAAUUAUUUAAUGAAAACAAAAUGCAUUUGACAUAUUUCUAAUCAUAAAUUAACAAAACUACAUGCUUCAGAAAUUAAUUAUAU
Molecule: messenger RNA, 1294 nt
Organism: Sinocyclocheilus anshuiensis
Lineage: Eukaryota; Metazoa; Chordata; Actinopteri; Cypriniformes; Cyprinidae
Product: protein FAM181B-like
Exons: 1
Coding region: 1-966 (321 amino acids)
Source: RefSeq, a predicted model, not a curated record